AUGGGUAAAUUUAUAACGCCACAACAAUACUUUUAUUUACCCAAGAAUGUUAAGUAUUACUUGGAGAUUGAGAACGAGAGGGUGGAUAAACGAAUCAAAAAACUUGAAGAUGACUUGGAGAAACUAAAAAGAUUUGUACUUAAUGUUUCUAAAGCUGCAAGUUGCCAAAUAGGGGGCGUCAUUGAAGAUUUUGAAAAACAACCAGAUAAUUCAUGUCUUCUUGCGGUUGAAUUUGCUGCAAAUGUAGUUGCUAAAGGAACCAUAAUGAAGUAUAGUGCAUCAGAUGAAAACAUUGAAGUUAUGAUUGAAACAAUUUUGAAAGGAGAAGCUUUAAUACCCUUUCCACUUGAAGAGGAGUUCAUUGUGAAGGUCAAAGAUGGACUGGGAUACAUACUGAGCUGGCCAAGACACUUAGUUAUUCGAUGCUCUAACCUGGGAAAAGUGGUGGCGAAAUCUGUGAAAAAGCAUGCAACACCAGUGAAGAAAGCUGCAACACCAGUGAAUGAAGAUGUAACACCAUUGAAGGAAGAUGCAACACCUCCAAAAGAAGAAAUAGGAAGUAAUAAGAAAGAAAAUGGGACAGGAUAA
Molecule: messenger RNA, 588 nt
Organism: Lactuca saligna
Lineage: Eukaryota; Viridiplantae; Streptophyta; Magnoliopsida; Asterales; Asteraceae
Source: the annotation of a GenBank genome assembly